AGGAUAUCCUGGAAUUCCAGCUGACGUCCAUACCCAGCCAUUGUGCAAAUACAGAGGUAUAAAGGGACCUUGCCUUACCUGGGCCUGGGGGAGAGACGGCGACAAGGACACCCGCUUCAAGGCAUCAACAGGAGCCACCAGCCAGAAGCAUGCAUGGCCUUCCAUUACUGUGCUCCCUCCUUUUCUGCAAUGGCCUAAUGGUAGCUGCACAGGAAAAGGUUCAGAAGCCCCCCAAAGAAGAGGAGGAAAGCCCCGGUCAGAUACGGAUCCCACAGACUCUCUCUCGAGGCUGGGGAGAUGACAUUGAGUGGGUGCAGACAUACGAAGAAGGUCUAGCACGAUCAAAACACAGCAAGAAGCCACUGAUGGUUAUUCACCACUUGGAAGAGUGUCCUUACAGCCAAGCUUUGAGGAAGGCAUUUGCUUCCAGCCCAGAGAUCCAGCAGAUGGCCCAGGAGGACUUCAUCAUGCUUAAUCUGGUGCAUUCCAGCAGCGAUGACAACAUGGCACCUGAUGGCCAUUACGUCCCUAGGAUCCUCUUUGUGGACCCUUCUAUGACAGUUCGAGCUGAUCUAACUGGCAAAUACGGGAACAGGAUGUACGCUUACGAACCAGAAGAUAUUUCGACCCUGAUUGAAAACAUGAGACAAGCAAAGCUGCUUCUGCACACAGAGCUCUGAGCAAGGAGCACCAAUGACCUGCACACACAAAAGCUGGAGGGAGCAGCCCCAGGAGCACUGAGGAACACUGCAAAGCAGACGUGAGCUGUCCUUGUACCUUCCCUCAGAGAUGUUUACAGAGAAGCUACAUUCCCAAGAACUCUGUGCAUCCCACAUCCAAUAGAUGCACGGAAUGAAUCAUUACCCAUUUAUUCUUAAGAAACUGUUUACCUCAAUGACUUUACAUUUAUUAAUAGAAAAGAAUUUUGUCUACAAACACUUCUUUACCCAAUUAUAAGUUUGAAAAGGAUACUUACUGACAUUAUAAAUGCAUUUUCUAGGUUUGCCCUGUGACUGACUAGCUUACUUGUACAUGUAGAAAUUGUACUGUGGAAAAACGACUGCUCUUUUCUAAAUCACAAAUCUUUUAGUUUGGGGUUAUUUCCUCAUUUCCACAAAGGAGCAGAAGAAGUUACUGAAAAAA
Molecule: messenger RNA, 1143 nt
Organism: Oxyura jamaicensis (ruddy duck)
Lineage: Eukaryota; Metazoa; Chordata; Aves; Anseriformes; Anatidae
Product: anterior gradient protein 3-like
Exons: 8
Coding region: 150-680 (176 amino acids)
Cellular component (GO): endoplasmic reticulum
Source: RefSeq, a predicted model, not a curated record